Molecule: messenger RNA, 2469 nt
Organism: Orussus abietinus
Lineage: Eukaryota; Metazoa; Arthropoda; Insecta; Hymenoptera; Orussidae
Product: activating signal cointegrator 1 complex subunit 2
Exons: 14
Coding region: 96-2351 (751 amino acids)
Biological process (GO): regulation of DNA-templated transcription
Molecular function (GO): ubiquitin binding
Source: RefSeq, a predicted model, not a curated record
GUCGGAAUUCAUCGCUUCUGAUUGCGAGUUAACCUUAACAAGGUUUUAAAUAGUAUAGAGUGAUUAACCGUCAAACAGUGUUAUUAGACGUAUUUAUGACGGAAAAUGUAUCUGAAGCUAGCAUGGAUACUUACGAGAAUCUUGAGCUCAAGCCGCUAGAACAACUAACGAUUAAGGUUAAAACUGAGGGAGUUACUCAGCAAGUGCCGGCAUUGAGCGAACAUUGGGUGGUAGAGCGGCGAUACUUGCAAUAUGUUGUCCCUAAAAUUAAAGAUGCUAAUGGUAUGGAAAUCGUGGGUGCCAAAGAGUAUUGGUUGGAGCUUGUCGAGUUUAUAACAUUGGAUCUUAAGUGGCUACUAGGGCUUCCAUUUUAUAAGUUUUGGUCGAAUGUAGUAUAUAAUUCAAAGAUAGUGAAUAUGCUGGUUUCAUUUUUACAAGAAGCUCCACCAUUCUACGUUCUUGAUGACUUUCCUGAUAACAAGGAGAUGCGGCAAGCAUUGGAUGUACUGCGGCGCUUUGUCCUAGUGACGUUUGCUCGUCUUGUUACAAAUAAGGAAAGCACAACCGAGUUUAUGACUCGCGAGCACCAUGGACAUUUAUUAUAUGAUAAUUAUAUAUUUACAAUACCAAUAAUGCUGGAUCUAUGCCAGCUCUAUGGACGGGAAAAUUCCAAAAUAGUGGAAAGGAUCCUUAAGAGUGUAUUCAAACUGCAGCCUCUAUACAACGAUGAUCUUAGGAGAACUAUUCCCUUCCUCGUUGAUGUGCUGCGAAAUAUUGAACAAAGAUUUGAAGACCGUCCAGUGCCAUUAGCUGGAGAAGUGGUUUCUCUAGCAGAACGAGGUUGCGGCUCUAUCGACAUCACAUUGCCAGUUCUUGAGGACCUAAUACUGCAUCUACUAGAUAUCUCUUCAAACAUUGCAGUAUUUCUUGAGAACUAUCCUUCUGCCUCCAUUACCUUCCAUUCACAUGACUUUCUAAAUAAGGUUGUUUCAGUUUACAGUUACACAAUACCUGAAAUGUACAAAAAAUUGGAACAUGUCGCGUACAAAGACGAGACAAUGGGAAGGUACGCCGAGGCAAAGCACCGACUCGAUGUAACCAGAGUAGAAUUCUUGCAGCUCUAUCGAACCAUCAUUUACAAGCCUAUAAUGGACAUUUUAGAAAAAUCAAGUACGUUGACCGAGGAGGAAAAAAAAGCAUAUGUUGAUGACUACUUAAAUAUUCUUACUCAUGCAUUAUCAGAGAAAGAAUUUAUCAUCGACUAUCAGAGAUACUAUCCUAUCGACUUUGACCUUGAAGUUCUUAUGCAAAUCUCCUCCGAAGUUGAUGCAAUGAAGCGGGACUUCAUUCUACAGUCAAUGUAUGCCAUUUCGGAGGAGCCAAUAGGGGGACCACGAAAUGUCUCACCAGCAUGUGCUGCGACUGCGAUAAGAAAUGAGCACAAUCCUGUUGAUGAAUGUAUGCCUUCGACAAGUGAUGAUUCGUCUAACAAGCCGAAGUCUACAAAAGCUGGAGUCGAGCUGGCCUCUCUCAUAUCUGAAGUAAAAGACAUCUUGUGCAACCUUGGCGAAGGCUUCAUUGAAAGAUGUCUUAAGUACUACAACUACGACAGUGCUGCAGUAGUGAAUGCAGUGUUAGAGGACUCUCUUCCAGCGGAGUUGAAAUUAAUCGAUCGAACCUUGCCAUCGAUCCCUUCGGAUCCAAUGGAAGCAUCAGCUGCAGUGGACCUAGCCAUCGGUAUGCAGCGUCUAAACGUCUUUGACAACGAUGAGUUUGAUAUCAUGACCAGAGAUGUUAUCGAUACGACUCGAGUACACAAAGGUAAAAGGAAAGAGAAGCACAAAAAUCUAAACGAAAUGUUGAACGACAAGUCAUUCAAGAAAGACGUGGGUGACUUCUAUUCGAAGUUCAGUGUCAUCGAUGACUAUGAUGAUGAGUACGAUGAUACUUAUGACAGACACGAUGUUGGACUAAGUGGAAGGGAUGAUCCCGUAGAGAUGGAUGCAAGACUGUUUACAACUUCUAGAGGAUUUUCUGUAACGCAGCAGGAUUCAGACUCCAUCGAUGUGAAAACGCUUCCUAAUAACGGUGAAACUGCUCAAAACAAUAAGGACCACUUUAUCGAGAACCCAGCAGAUGUUAGAGCCAGAGCGGAAGAAAGGAGGUUGUCCAAGAGAGGUGGCAGGGGAACACAAUCUAAAGAUACCGUUGGCAAGCCAAGAGGUCAAGGCCAGGACAAAACCGUUCUGGCUAAUCGAGAGGAGAAGAAUAUUAAAAAAGCUACGAGAGCAAAUCACAAUCGACGAGCAGGAGCAGAAUGGAAACGUCGGGGGGGCAUGAUUCCCUCGUAAAGACAGCCGUCAUUAUAUCAUCGACUUCGUUUCCGAGCCAUUCGUUUCUGUGGUCUAACUUUGGGUCCCAAUUUGCAACAUUAGUAUUUAUUUACAAAUAAAAUUGAUUCACCUCGCA